Messenger RNA from Stomoxys calcitrans (stable fly), 2314 nucleotides. RefSeq lists its product as uncharacterized. Bases 59 to 2245 code for a protein of 728 amino acids. The transcript is spliced from 6 exons. The record is from RefSeq and is a predicted model, not a curated record. Lineage: Eukaryota; Metazoa; Arthropoda; Insecta; Diptera; Muscidae. Gene Ontology annotation, molecular function: lipase activity.
GAAUAUCGUAGUUAAUUUACAUCGAAUGCUAAGCGCUAUCACUGGCAAAAAGUAAAACAUGAAAAUUUUCAUAGUCGCAAGUGCUGUAAUUCUUUUAGGGUGUACCGCUUGCUAUGGAUCCUUCCUAACAAAUUUUGACCCUACAUCGAGUUACCUAACUGAGACAGUUAUAGAAUUUGCAUCAAAUGCAACCCAAGAUGCUUGUAAAAUUUUUGCAAAUACAGUCCGACAAUUUCCUUUGAAAGUUCCCAACAUAGACAGAGUGUCAUUUCAACUGCGAACUCCAUGUGAACAGUUGGAAUUUCCCAUUAAAGAUGUCGGCAAGCUACGACAAUCGCCGCAAUUUGAUGUCAACAAGAAAACCGUAGUUUUUAUAUCCGGCUGGAUAGUUGAACCAGAUAAAGAAUAUAUCGAAGACCUAGCACAGGCUUAUCACUGUCGAGGUGAUCACAACUUUGUGUUUGCUAACACUGGAGGUUACAUCACAAAUCUUUAUAUUAAUUCGGCCUACAUUUCCACUAGGCUUGGGCAAUUUAUUGCCAUAGGUCUGAGAAAUUUGGGAAUCACCCCGAAAAGUCUGCAUUUAAUAGGUCAUAGUUUGGGUGCUCACAUAGCGGGUAGUGCUGGACGUUAUUAUCAAAGAAUAACAGGGAGAAGACUUCCUCGUAUAACUGGCUUGGAUCCUGCCAGAACAUGCUUUCUAACUCCAGUGGUAUUUCCUCGUUUAGGUCGGGGUGACGCUGACUUUGUGGAUAUUAUUCAUUCGAAUCCAGGUGAAUUCGGCUUGGAAGAAGCUUUAGGUGAUGCUGACUUUUAUGCGGGUGGUUUGAAUAUCAUCAAACCUGGUUGCGGAAAAACUCCAUUGCUGUGUUCACAUGAACGUUCCAUACGCUAUUACACAGAAAGUGUAUAUCCCUAUAGAGAAAGGAAUUUCCUUAGUGUGCAAUGUCGAAACAAAGUCGAAUUGGAAUACAAACAAUGCACAGGUUCAAGAGCAUUCAUGGGCUAUAAAACCAGAUCGAAUGUCAGAGGUGUUUUCUUUUCCGAAGUAGCAAAGACGCCUCCUUAUGGCCGAAAUGCAAAGAAUGAUGAUGCUUAUGUUCCCUACUAUUGUACACGUUGUAUGCUGUAUUCAUACAGACUUUAUUGGAAAAUGCUGAGAAUGAAACUGUUUCAUAACUUUCUUCUUAUUGGAGUGAUAAUAAGUACUAGUGCCGCUAGUAUAUUGUCUAACCUACUUGGUAACACCCUGAACACCGUCUCGGGAACAGUUAAGGAAUUAACCUCGGAUGUGGCCGAUGCUGGAUGUCGCUUGUUUGCUGAAACCGUUAAGGACCACCCUAUAAAAGAUCCUACCAUAGAGGAUGUAUCCUUCCAAUUAAUAACACCAUGUGGGCGAAAAGAAUUUCCUGUUGGCUCAGCUAAUCAAUUGAGUGAAUCGCCAGAAUUCGACAGGAAUAAGACGACUGUGGUCUUCAUCACUGGCUGGUUGGUUGAGCCAGACAUGGAUUAUAUCCAGGUUGUUGCCAGAGCAUUCCAUUGCAGAGAAGACUACAAUUUUGUGCUUGUCAAUACUGGAGGUGUUAUUACGAACUUGUAUAUAAACUCAGCUUAUCAUACUGGUAAGCUGGGAGAAUUUGUAGCCAUGGGCCUCCAGAAUUUAGGAAUACCAACACAAGAUAUUUACCUAGUUGGCCAUAGUUUGGGUGCUCAAAUAGCGGGUAGUGCUGGCCGUUAUUUCCAUAAUUUAACCAAUGAAAAAUUACUUCGCAUAACGGGCUUGGAUCCAGCCAGACCGUGUUUCCUUACUCCCAUUGUAUUUCCUCGCAUUGGCAAAGGCGAUGCUGAAUUCAUUGACAUUAUCCACACGAAUCCCACCGAUCUGGGCAUUGAGGAGGCCAUUGGUGAUACAGAUUUUUAUGCUGGUGGUUUGGAUGUAAUCAAACCUGGUUGUAGUCGUCUUACACUCCUAUGCUCACACGAGCGAGCCAUUUUCUAUUUUGCUGAAAGCGUUUAUCCCCAAAAUGAGAACAACUUUUUGACAAAACAAUGCAAUAACAUGGACGAACUGCAAAAGAAGAAAUGCAUGGGUCCCAAUGCUUUCAUGGGCUUUGCAGCCGAUCCAAAUAUAAGAGGAAUUUAUUCAACAGAAGUUCGUGAUAAGUCCCCAUAUGGAACAAAUGCAAGCAGUGGCAGUUCUGCGGGAUUGGAAGAAUGCGGAGUAUGUUCACAAAAAAAUAAAUAAAUAUGUUUAGUGAAUUAUUGGUUUGAACUACUUAAUAAUAUCUAAAAUAAAUGUUAUUUUGAAUGUUUA